Molecule: messenger RNA, 1170 nt
Organism: Neurospora crassa OR74A
Lineage: Eukaryota; Fungi; Ascomycota; Sordariomycetes; Sordariales; Sordariaceae
Exons: 1
Coding region: 766-1137 (123 amino acids)
Source: RefSeq, a predicted model, not a curated record
GUUGAUUCUAGCUUCAACUUUGUUUUCUCGCUAGCCAUGUGUCGUCAGUGUUCCUUUUUUUGGGGAUUCUGAUUCUCAUCCACAGAUGACCGCAGAUUCGGGACGGGAUCGAGAUGUCUGAACUCUUGAAGCGCUCGUUUGCUGGCUUUGGCCGCACAGACUGCAAGCGACGACCAGACGAAAGAGGGGUCCGACCAAAAGAAGCAACUCAGCGUGUGCUUGGAGAGCUUUGAUUGGUGAGUAUGAGUUUCCACCUGCAGACUGUUCUUCUCCGCUUUGGACCCGUUUUGACAGUGCGCUUAGCAAAAAGCUUACUAGAUGCACCGUCAACUUCAGUUCCGUGUUUGUUCCAGUUCCCUUCCAGCUUUGAGACGCCUGGUUCCGUCAUGCCUCGCAAAGCGCAUAUAAGACGCCGGCAAUGAUGGGAUCACUCUGUUAUUUUAGGUUUACUUCACUAUCACUUUGAUGGGCCCUCGAUAACGUUGUUCAUCUGGUGGCAUCAUCAACCCUCUAGCGACGUCCAAGAGAAAAUAAUUGAAGAAGCGAUACGCCGACGCUGGAGGCGGGGCUACACUAGAUCGUGGUGGGAUGAGGCAAAUGAGGCGCAACCAGACGACGUAACCGUAGCAAUGGACCCCUGGAGGAUCAACCGACGGCAAUUGUUGCAAACGACCGACAUCGUGGGGCCGGGCUCUGGGGGCUGAGUGAACCGGAGUUUGUGGCGACAGGACGGGCAGAACUCAGAGAAGGACGAACGAGUCAACGAUGAUGGUCAGCAGCAGCCUCUGUUCCCGCUGUCCGGAACCCAGAUCAGCCUCCUCAAUGCGCUGCAGCUCUCAGCUGAUAGCGAUGACAAAGCGUGGAAUUGUUGAACUUUGCCAUUGUGAACCACAACGAACUGGGGUAUUAUUAGCAGGUGGACAUCCAACUUCUUCUUUUCUGUUGGCUGCCGGGCUGAAAACCUUACGUAGCAGUGCAGUUUUCGGAAAGACGGAGCGGAGAAAUGCCACUUUUUCCUUCCAGGCACACGCAUCUGCCUUUUUUUUUUUUUUUCAUUUUUUUUUCCUUCUGUGUUCAGUGGGGCAUCUUUGUUUUGGAAUUGAGAACGGUUCCGAAAGAGGUGGGGCACCCUCGUGAAUUUUCCGCUGAACGGUGCACUGCCAUUCGACC